This is a messenger RNA of Rattus norvegicus (Norway rat), 5254 nucleotides long. The record is from RefSeq and is a predicted model, not a curated record. NCBI's taxonomy places the organism in Eukaryota, Metazoa, Chordata, Mammalia, Rodentia, Muridae.
AUUUAUUUAUUUAUUUAUUUAUUUAUUUAUUUAUUUAUUUAUUUAUUUUGUUUUUAGUAAUGUUUUGUGGCUGAUAUUCGAGAGAGAGUAAUACUUUGAACACUACUGAAAGGAAAUCUAAGAAAGUGCACGUCUUUUAAAGAGCUGUGUCACAAAUAACCCUAUUAAAAAAUGGGGCUCAGAGCUAAACAAAGAAUUCACAGCUGAGGAAUGCCGAAUGGCUGAGAAACACCUAAAGAAAUGUUCAACAUCUUUAGUCAUAAGGGAAAUGCAAAUCAAACAACCCUGAGAUUUCACCUCACACCAGUGAGAAUGGCUAAGAUAAAAAACUCAGGUGACAGCAGAUGCUGGCGAGGAUGUGGAGAAAGAGGAACACUCCUCCAUUGUUGGUGGGAUUGCAGACCGGUACAACCAUUCUGGAAAUCAGUCUGGAGGUUCCUCAGAAAAUUGGACAUUGAACUGCCUGAGGAUCCAGCUAUACCUCUCUUGGGCAUAUACCCAAAAGAUGCCCCAACAUAUAAAAGAGACACGUGCUCCACUAUGUUCAUCGCAGCCUUAUUUAUAAUAGCCAGAAGCUGGAAAGAACCCAGAUGCCCUUCAACAGAGGAAUGGAUACAGAAAAUGUGGUACAUCUACACAAUGGAAUAUUACUCAGCUAUCAAAAACAACGAGUUUAUGAAAUUCGUAGGCAAAUGGUUGGGACUGGAAAAUAUCAUCCUGAGUGAGGUAACCCAAUCAUAGAAAAACACACAUGGUAUGCUUUCAUUGAUAAGUGGACAUUAGCCCAAAUGCUUGAAUUACCCUAGAUGCCUAGAACAAAUGAAACUCAAGAUGGAUGAUCAAAAUGUGAAUGCUUCACUCCUUCUUUAAAAGGGGAACAAGAAUACCCUUGGCAGGGAAUAGAGAGGCAAAGAUUAAAACAGACACAGAAGGAACACCCAUUCAGAGCCUGCCCCACACGUGGCCCAUACAUAUACAGCCAUCCAAUUAGUCAAAAUGGAUGAAGCAAAGAAGUGCAGGCUGACAGGAGCCGGAUGUAGAUCGCUCCUGAGAGACACAGCCAGAAUACAGCAAAUACAGAGGCAAAUGCCAGCAGCACUGAACUGAGAAUAGGACCCCCGUUGAAGGAAUCAGAGAAAGAACUGGAAGAGCUUGAAGGGGCUCGAGACCCCAUAUGUACAACAAUGCCAAGCAACCAGAGCUUCCAGGGACUAAGCCACUACCUAAAGACUAUACAUGGACUGACCCUGGACUCUGACCUCAUAGGUAGCAAUGAAUAUCCUAGUAAGAGCACCAGUGGAAGGGGAAGCCCUGGGUCCUGCUAAGACUGAACCCCCAGUGAACUAGAUUGUUGGGGGGAGGGCGGCAAUGGGGGGGAGGAUGGGGAGGGGAACACCCAUAAGGAAGGGGAGGGGGGAGGGGGAUGUUUGCCCGGAAACCGGGAAAGGGAAUAACACUCGAAAUGUAUAUAAGAAAUACUCAAUAAAAUAAAAAAAAAAAAAAAAAAAAAAAAGAGCUGUGUCACACCAGUGUUUGGGCCCUCUGCUGAAAAAGGAGAGAGAAGUCUCAAAUGCCUUUUGUGCCCUCUAGUGUUACAAAUAUGGGGCAGCACUGGAUCAUGUGAAUGUAACAUAUCUUCCACCUGCUGCAUGAUAUGCUUUGGUAGCUUUAUCAAAGAUGGUUUCAAUAUUACUCAGGAUGUUUUCUUUCUAGAUGAUUUGAAAGCUAAAUAAUAUACACAUACAUACAUACACACAUAUAUGUAUAUGUAUAUACUUAUAUACGUAUAUAUAUAUUGUGCUGGUACCCUAAUGGUCACAGACCUGUCCUGUUUUCUGGUUGUUUGGUGGUGUUUGCCUGUUUGUUUGUUUGUUUGUUUUUAAGGUGAGGCUGUACAUCUACGAUUUUGUUCCUAUGACUACAGGACCUGGAAAAGCUGUUGUUAUUGAUGCAUAGCACACUGCUAUUAUUUGUCUUAAUACAUAUUUAUAAAUAUAUUUAUAUAGAUAUUUUCACCUUUAAUUUUAAUUUUUUUAAACUGUAUUUGUGCUUUCAAGUUUGGGAUGGGGAAGCACCCGGGUUCACCGUGUUGAGCUGUCGUUGUACAGAAAUCAGCAGCCAUAUUGGUCUAGAAACAUUAAGCCUACUUUCUUUUCCAUUUGCACAGGGGUUACUUCACUGAGGUAAAGCCUUAUCCGUGUGAGUUCGAUUACUAAUAAAAUGUUCUCUAAAUAAAGGGGUGACGUUUUCCCAUUCAAAUCUCUGGAUUAUGUGAGUUAGAAAGAAUCUCUGCGAUUGUUCUGGCACCAUAAAGGAAACAAAUCCAGAGAUAACAGCGAACCAACGACAGACUCGGAGGCCCAGACCAUAUCUCCGGAUUCCCCGACACCGGGCUAUCGCUGCCCUCCACCCCAUUGCGAACGCUGCAGCUGGCUCCCGGUCCAUCGGCUCCAGGUGAAGGCGCCCUUCCCUAGAGGCCUGGGAGGAAGCGCACUCACUUGAUGGAGACGUGUAGGACAGGCUUUCGCGACUCAGCGAUUCCCCUAGGCUCGCCAGCUCGGCAGGCUGGAGGGAGCUGGGCGCUAGGACAGAGCGGGCCUCGGUUGCUGGGGCGACCGGGCGACCUCUCACCCGGAAGCAAACAUGCAAGGGGCCAAUCGGAAGACGCCUGGGCGGGGCAGCUGCUGCGGGUGAGGUCCAAGAAGGAGGCCGAACCCAGCCCGGACCCCGACCCUGGGUGCCGCCUCCUGAGCUCUGAGGCCAGCGACGCUACGAGCCAGGUGAAAAUGAGUUCUUCAGUGAGAAGAAAAGGCAAGCCAGGCAAAGGGGAUGGAAAGGGGUCUUCUAGAGGAGGAAGAGGAGGCAGAGGACACGUGAAUAAAUCUCAUGGGGGUGGAGGUAGUGGCGGCGGUGGCUGCGGCGGUGGCGGUGGUGGUGGCAGCGGCAGUAGAAAGGCCUCAAAUAGAAUUUGGGAUGAUGGCGAUGACUUUUGUGUCUUCACUGAAUCCAAGCGCCCGUCCAGGCCCUGCGACAGUAACAAAAGCAAAGGAGAAACACGGCCUAAGUGGAAGCCCAAAGCCAAAGUGCCCCUUCAGACGCUGCACAUGACAUCAGAGAAUCAGGAGAAGGUGAAAGCCCUUCUGAGGGACCUGCAGGAACAGGGUGCGGACGCGGGAUCCGAAAGAGGCUCCUCCGGGGAGGAGGAAGAGGACGCGCCCGAGGGCGCUGCCGAGCAGAGCUGGUCAGCUGGACCAGAGCCGACCUUUCUUCCCGACUGCCGUCCUUGGGAGUAUAUAGGCCCAGAAGAAGUGGAGCCUCCUCUUCCGGAAUUUACAGUCUCGCCACUGGCAGUGCAAAAACUUUCCAGGUAUGGCUUUCACACGGAGCACUGUCAGCUGGCCCUGAGGAUCUGUGAGGGAGACUUAGGGGCAGCACUAGAGCACCUUCUGCACCAGUGCUUCUCGGAGACGUUUGGAGAGAGGAUGGCACUGUCUGAGGCCGCUGUUUCUGUAAGCUUGGAUGAGUGCGUGGAGCAGAGACAGGAAGAGACACUUGCUCUCAAGUCCAUCUGUGGAGAAAAAUUUAUAGAAAGAAUUCAGAACAGAGUCUGGACCAUUGGAUUGGAACUGGAAUAUUUGACCAACAAAUUCUGCAAGUCUAAGCAAAAGGAAAGUAACAAAAAUGUACGGGACACUUCACCUGAAACCUGUAAAUUUUACCUCAAAGGAAACUGUAAAUUUGGAUCAAAAUGCAAAUUCAAACAUGAAGUGCCCCCACAUCAGAUCAUUGGGAGAACGGAGAGAAACGUAAACGACCCUCAUCUGGAUGCUGAGAACGACACCACUUUUCUGUAUGAGCUUCAGAUCCGCUUUUCUAAAGACCACAAAUACCCCUACCAGGCUCCCCUCGUGGCGUUUUAUUCCACCAAUGAGAACCUACCUCUGGCUUGUCGUUUACAUAUUUCUGAGUUCCUUUAUGGCAAGGCCUUGGAGUUCGCAAAAACUUCAGAACCUGUUGUAUAUUCUUUGAUAACCCUUUUAGAGGAAGAGUCUGAGAUUGUCAAGUUACUAACACACACUCAACAUAAGUACAGUGUUCCUCCCAUCAACGUCCCUCCAGCACCAUCCGAGACCAGAAUAAGUAAACCUGCCUACCGCAAACCAGUGAUCCCAAGUAACACUUUUCUUUCUAAUCAGAUGCUGGAAGGGGAAGGAUUAUCAGAGCUGGAGGAGGAUGCAGAUGAGGACGAAGGCCCUGCUCCAAUUGUCGUGGAGAAUGAAAGCUAUGUGAACCUUAAGAAAAGGAGUUACAGAAGGUGUGACCGGCCUGCAAAGUCCUUAUUUGCUGAGAACAGUAAGAUCUGCAGGCAGUUCCAGAUGAAACAGGCUUCCAGACAGUUCCACGCAAUUCUGCAAGAAAGACAGUUACUACCUGCUUGGGAAGAAAGAGAAACCAUUCUUAAAUUGUUGAGCAAGCACCAAGUGGUUGUCAUAAGUGGUAUGACUGGAUGUGGGAAAACCACACAGAUUCCACAGUUUAUUCUGGAUAAUUCUCUGAACGGGCCACCUGAGAGGGUGGCAAACAUCAUCUGUACCCAACCCCGACGAAUCUCUGCGAUCUCUGUUGCUGAGCGUGUUGCUAAGGAAAGAGCAGAAAGAGUGGGUCUGACGGUGGGCUAUCAGAUCCGGUUGGAAAGUGUCAAGUCCUCAGCCACCAGACUGUUAUACUGCACCACAGGAGUGCUGCUGAGAAGGCUGGAAGGGGACGCAACUUUGCAGGGAGUCACCCACAUCAUUGUUGAUGAAGUCCAUGAGAGGACAGAAGAAAGUGACUUCUUACUGCUAGUGUUAAAGGACAUUGUGAUGCAGAGAGCAACUCUCCAGGUCAUUCUUAUGAGUGCCACUCUGGACGCUGGGCUCUUCUCCAAGUAUUUCAGCUACUGCCCUGUCAUCACCAUACCAGGUCGUGCAUUUCCUGUUGAUCAGUUUUUUCUGGAGGAUGCACUUGCCGUGACCAGGGCACAGCCAGCAGAAUCCUGGACUGCUAAGAAGGUAGCACAUGAGCUGGACAGAAACAAGAGCAUUCUGCUAAGGGUAUGUGUUACAGGACGGGAGCCCGUAUAUGCGCUCCAUGAAACAGAUUGCGAAGGAAAGGCUUAAAGCCAGGCACAACAGAACUGCACUGGAGGAGGUGGAAGAAGACCUGAGGCUGGCCCUUCACCUCCAGGACGAGGAGGAGUCUGUCAAAGACACAA